UCAAAGCUGUUAAGCGUGCUACUGUGGUUCGUUUUUAGGCGCUUGAAAUAGGACACCGCUUCAUCUUGGGUCUUCGGUUUGCGCGGAGUGAUACAGUGUUGGGGAUGACAAUGUGGAGGAGUAAAAUGUCUACUCGUAAGAUGAAACGGUCGGCAGUCCAGCGAUCGUAAAUACUAAAAAAUAACUCGCAGAAGCUUCCUGAGAUAGUUCGUAGUUCGUGUUUUAGAACCAGUUCGGAUACAUUACAGUCGUAUCGUGAGUUAUUCGCUUGUUUUUGGGGUGUGAAACGCGGGGACGGGGGAUUUUCUCCCCCAACUUUUAUGUUUUCUCUCCUGAACGCGCUCCUAUUGGAUGCUGCACGCGCGAGCCGACAAAAGGGUUGCAAAGUCACUGGGUUUGUGUGCACACUGACAAAAUAUGAGUGAUAUCAGAAUGGGCGCUGCAGCAACAGACCGGGAGCUCAGUGAUCUGCUGGACUUCAGUGUUAUGUAUCCUCUUCAAGUCCAGAAUGGAAAAAACAGAGCCAAUGGUCAAGCCAAUGGUCAAGUCAGUGGUCAGUUUGGAGGAUCAGGUUUGAAUGACGGCGGUGGAUCAAGCUCCUGGGGCUCAGCAGAGCAGAACAGUCCGUCCUUCAUUUCACGGGCAUUUCCUGAUGGGGCUCAUUUCAGUGAGCAUGAAAGCAUGUCUCCUUCAUCGCUCUGCAGCUCAGGAAUUGGAGGUAAAUCGGAGAGAGGACCCUACCCCUUUGGCGCACAGUUCCUGCCAGGAGACAUGUCAGUAUCCAGCCCCGAUGGCCUCUCCCCCUCCGGCGCUAAAGCCCCAUCCCAAUUCUAUGGUUUGUACCCGGCCACUCGUAGGAGGUCUCAGGACGCAGUGCUGGAUACACCACCGAAAAAGAUCAGGAAAGUACCACCUGGUCUCCCGUCCUCGGUCUAUCCAUCAGCUCCCAGUGAUGACUACAACCAGGAGAACGCAGGCUACCCGAGCUCAAAAACCGGCAGUGUUUAUCCAAGCUCUUUCUACAUGCAAGAUGAUCUGCAGGAUUCCUGGAUUCAGUCGAGUUACCCCUCCAUGCCUCAUCUUGGCCAGUCCGUUCCGUUUGCUGUGCAGAAGAGGCAGCCCCUGCCCCUGUCACCUCCAUCUUACCCUCACCACGCCAGUGAGGUCAACGGUAGCUUCCAGUCCGCGUUCACGCCACCCAUUAACGGAGCAGAGAGCAUCAUAGGCAACCGAGCCAACGCAGCAGGAAGUUCCGGAGAUGAAAUUGCAAAAGCUCUCGCUUCCCUUUACCCUUCAGACAGCAACGGGAGCAACUUCUCCUCCACUCCUCCCACUCCAGUGGGCUCCCCACAGAACAUGGCAGCCUCUGCUCCCCAGUGGGCCAGAUCCACCCAGUCUGCACCAUCACCCAGCUUUGAGGGAGGACUGCAAUCACUGCAGAAUAAGAUGGAGGACUGUCUGGGUGAAGCUCUGCGUGUGUUACGGAACCACGCCGUGGGCUCGGGCCUGAACACGGACAUACACAGCUUGCUGAACGCUGCCGGAGGAGCUGCAGGCCUGGGUGCCCUCAGCCAGAGUUUUUCUCUGCACGGUCGACCAUCCAGCAUGGUGCCCAACCACCACGAGGAAUCUGCAAGCGGGACAAGCCCGAAUGCCCUUCUGCAAGGGCACCACACCUCAUCACAGGCACCUGCCAGCUCACAGCCUGAGGCUUUUACCAGUCUACCUGGCAGUCUGACCCGCUCUUCCAGUGUUGAUAUAAAGCGUGAGGAGAAGGAAGACGAUGAGAACAGUUUGGUCAAUGACAAGUCGGAGGACGAUAAGAAGGACGGCAAAAUGAGCCGCACAAGGACGAGCCUCGAUGAUGAUGAUGAUGAUGAGGAUGAUGAGGACUUGCCGCCGGAGAUGAAGGCAGAGCGGGAGAAAGAGCGGCGCGUGGCCAAUAACGCGCGAGAGCGUCUGCGCGUACGCGACAUCAACGAGGCCUUCAAGGAGCUUGGCCGCAUGUGCCAGCUUCAUAUGAACAAUGAGAAACCUCAGACCAAACUGCUGAUCCUGCACCAGGCCGUUAACGUUAUUCUCAGCCUGGAACAGCAAGUGCGAGAGCGUAACCUGAACCCAAAGGCUGCAUGUCUGAAAAGGAGAGAGGAGGAGAAGGCGACGGGCAUCGGAGGAGAUCCACAGAUGCAGCUGGGCGGAGGCCACCCCGGGCUGGGAAGUGAUGGGCACAGUCAUAUGUAAUAUUUAUAUUCUGAGUGCUUUUCAGUUUAGAUGUGGCCUUAUUCUGUCUACCGACUCAGUGUGCACACACACACACACGCAUCCUGACUUUGUGAGCAAUCGUUUGAAUAGAUAGAACUUGUGCAGAUGUGCACACGCCUAUUUGGGUGAAUGCUGCCACACUUUGCAUUGAUAUACUCAUGGACCAUUGAAGCCUUCUACGGAACACUGAUGAGAGAGAGAGAGAGAGAGAGAGACUUACUAUGAGCACAACGAACAAGGAUUAUUAUGCUUUUUUAUAUCAAUUCUCGGGAGCAAUGACAGUUUGGAGCUACGUUUUCUUCAGGACUGAUGAACAUUCCCAAACACUCUGUCUGUGUUCAUAAGCAGUGAAGGAGUCCUCACGAUGUACGGCCUUUAUUAAAUGUGUACUCCUAGUACAGACAGGCUCAUGUUGAUUACAAACUACACUGUUAAUUUGUUAAUCAGAUAUUGUGCUAGUACAAUAGCACAUGAAUAAAUAUCCUCCGGGCAGAAAGGGCUCAUAUAAGGGAACUGAAACGACCCUUUGGAUUAUCACUGUUUCAUACUAUCAAUGCAGAAGCGAGAAGAACAACUGCUGAACACGGCAGAUUCAGUUUGUUUUAAUUGCAUUAAUAUCGAGAGUCCGAUCUCGAUUUCCUGUCUGACUGGAAUUGUUGUAAAUCUGCCACCCAGCCAGGGCAUCAACUUUUUUAUUUACUUGAUUUGUUUGUUGUAAGGAGCAAUGCAUCACCUCCUUGAUAUCCUUGGUAUCCACAUGAAUAGGAUUAUUUUAGUCUCAUCAAGGUUUCAGCAUUUCAAUAUUCUGCCACAUCUUUGAUCCUGGAUUCUUCUUCCUGCUGGGCUUGAUGAAAUGUAAGAGAGUCCUGUGUGUACCCUGGAGAUUUGUGUGAUGACAACCAGUUAUGUGAACUGUCCAGUUAACUACCAGCAAUUAGAAAGUCCAGGUCCAGAUUAAGAAUCAGGGUCCAGAUAGGACUACUGCAAAUUUGAAGAGCAGAUAUCUAUUUUUUAAAUGAUCAUUACAUUGAACACCUGUCUAAAGUGAAAAAAGGAUAGAAAAUGAAGGCUUGUGUGAGGUCAGUGGUUUAAAGCUUAAAUCAUGACUGGGAUGUUUGUGCAUUGAUGGCAUCGUGUCAAACUAAAACUGCGUCUGCUGCCAAAUCGGGACAAUUCUUUUCUUUAAAAAAAGACUGAAAAUAAACUAAGUUGAUCAAUUAAUUUGUGUCUGUAAGAAAAGAUCAUAUUGGACUGAUGACUUUACAUUUUGUUUCUGUUUUUUAUAUAAAAUGUUCUAAAUGUUCUUUGUUUUUAAUGUUUUACUAUUUUAAGUAUGAUAAACCUAGCGUUCAGUAAUGCCAGGAACAAAUGUAAUUCAUAUUUCUUUAAUUUUUUUCAAUUUUGUAUUUUAAUUGCUGGGCAUUGAAUGAUAACCAGCAUUCUUUCUUUAUAAAAAGAUGGUUAUGAAUGCCUGUUCUUUCAUUUUUAUGAAAAACUUAUUCCCUGUCCUUGUUGCGUCUUUGUCUAAAGGGAUGAAAUGUUUUAUUGCCCUCUCAGAAUCAAAAAAGUCAUUGUAGUAUUGUGGUUUCACCACUGUUAUAAACUCUUUUCAUAAAAGCUGUGUUUUGGGUUAACUGAAAGGAAACACAGUAUUGAUUUGUCAUUUGAACAGUGUUUUUCUUUCAAUCAGUACAUACUCUGUAUUGGUUUGUGUAUUUUGAAGCUGGAUUGUGAUGGAGGAGCAAGUGUGUAAAGGAGCGAUUAGGGUGGCCUUCUUCGUUCUUCUCGAUGACAUCCAUGUCAUUCUAGGAGAGUGAAACCGUACUAGUGCCUGCAUAUUGUUUUCAUUUCAAUCCUGAAGUCAGGUUUUAAUUGAAAUGUCACAUGUUUUAGUGGCUCUAAUUAAAUAUUUUAUAAAUUCACAUGAAGAGGGGGGCAUGGGGGAUUUUUAGUGGAUCUUACAUAAACUUUUGCUCUUUUGAGCAAAUAAAGUACUUUCUUUGUAAA
Messenger RNA from Trichomycterus rosablanca, 4269 nucleotides. RefSeq names its product transcription factor 3a (gene tcf3a). Gene Ontology annotation, cellular component: chromatin; transcription regulator complex. The record is from RefSeq and is a predicted model, not a curated record. The coding region runs from base 418 to 2241 and encodes 607 amino acids. Gene Ontology annotation, molecular function: RNA polymerase II cis-regulatory region sequence-specific DNA binding; protein dimerization activity; DNA-binding transcription factor activity, RNA polymerase II-specific. Gene Ontology annotation, biological process: regulation of transcription by RNA polymerase II. NCBI's taxonomy places the organism in Eukaryota, Metazoa, Chordata, Actinopteri, Siluriformes, Trichomycteridae. The transcript has 18 exons.